This is a messenger RNA of Moneuplotes crassus, 1706 nucleotides long. Lineage: Eukaryota; Ciliophora; Spirotrichea; Euplotida; Euplotidae. The record is from the annotation of a GenBank genome assembly.
AUUUUAGAAAUGGAAAGAAUGCAAAACGAUGAAGGUAAUGGGAGUAACACAAUCUCAAGUUACUAUGACCAAAGCUCUGAUUCAUCCCGCCCCCACGAAGAACACCCUUCCCAACCCUCCGAAAUCCUUUCCUUAACUGACAUCCCCAACACAGGCGAAAGCCUGUAUUAUUCCCCUAAUGCUGACAUCUCUCUGGGCGAGGACAAGUCCAAGCUUGAAGAAGAGAAAAGUGAAGUUGAGUCUGAAGAAUCUGAAGAUACAGAGACCAGUGAAGAAAGUGAGGAUGGACUAGCAGAGAUUGAAGGUGUUGAAGAGGAGAUGAGUGGAAUAGAAGUGGUAGAUGAGCUGGUAAGGAAGGUAGAGAGAAUGCAGGAGUUGAGGAAGAGACCGGAUGAUGCGAAAGGGAAGGUGAAUAAGGCUAUUAAGAAGGCUCUGAAGAGGAUAAAGACUGAGGAAGGGAAUUAUGUGUUGGGAAUUAAUGGAGAUGCUUUACUGAACUCUUUUUGGCAAGCUCUAAGAAAGACAGAUUUUGACCACAUCUGCACAACCUACGAAGCUUACUCCUCUACCAACAAAUUUUACAAACUCCUUAAGAAACAAGAGGAUCAGACAAAGAAGAUCAAGAAAGAGUGUGAAAAGAGCAAGAACAAAUCUGAAAGUUUCAAGGCAGGAGUCGGCCGGAAACUUAAAGACCUGAAAGGUGUACUGGAAGAGAAGAAACUCAAUGGAGAGAUGCUAGCCCUAGUUCUAGAUAGUAGUAUUAAACAGAGAAUGUGGCAGAAGACGGGAGUGGAAGGGUAUUUUAGCAGUGUAGAUAAUAGAGAAUUGGUGGAGAAGCUAAGAAAUCAGAUUAUUAAGGACUUUAUGACUAAAGCUUGCACCAAAUCUUUAUCUCGGAAAGAAUUUACAAAUAAACUACAAACUAUUUUCGAGAAAAUUUCCCUUCAUCAAGAGAAAGUUUUAGACAUCAUACUGAAGCAGGCAAAGAUCAUUCAGAAAGAAUAUAAUCAACCAGACCAAGCACAGAAGCCAAUGGCUGUUGAUUCUUCAAACGCUGAGUUAAAUGUACUCCAAAAAGGAAAAGAAGACUUAGAGAUGAAGCUACAAAAGACUAUUGAAGAGCAUUCAAAGGAGAUUUCUGACUUCAAAGCUAAAAAUUUACAGCUAAAUGAAGAGAAAAAUGACCUGGAACAGAAAAAUAAACAGAUACAGAAUGAGACAUCCAAAACAAAUGAUCUUAAAGCAGAAAUAGAAAGACUACAAUCAGAACUAGCCCAAGAGAAAAAGCAAAAACUUAUCAAAGACAAAGCGAAUGAAAUCUUAAAAUCCAAGAACGAUCAAUUACAGACCGAUUUAAAGAAGAUGGAGGAAGUUAGUAAAGAGAAUUCCUCAGAAUCCCCUUCUGAAGCUCAAAAUUCCACCUCACUAUCCACUCUCCAAAGUGAAAACGCUUGUUUAAAAACCAAUCUCGCAGCAGCCAAGGCUAAAAUCGAAGAGCUUGAGUUAUCCAAAACUGAUCUUUCUGACCAACUAGAGAGUUUUAAGUCAGAUUACUUGGAGAUGACAGCUGAGGUUAAGCAGUUUGAGAGCCAGUUUAAAGGACUGAUGGAGGAAUGUGAGGAAAAGGAGGAGAAUGAAGAAAUUGAGGAGAUUGAGGGAUCAGAAGAGGAGAGAAUUAAGUAAUUGAGUUUAGUGAGUCAAGAUUA